Zychaea mexicana is the source of this 1264-nucleotide messenger RNA. RefSeq lists its product as uncharacterized. Bases 389 to 1219 code for a protein of 276 amino acids. NCBI's taxonomy places the organism in Eukaryota, Fungi, Mucoromycota, Mucoromycetes, Mucorales, Lichtheimiaceae. The record is from RefSeq and is a predicted model, not a curated record. The transcript has 2 exons.
CCCGCAGCGCAUAAUAGCAGUAGCGGUAAUUCGAGGUCAGCCAGUUCAUCGACAUCGUCAGAAGAAUCUGUGCCUACUACGCCAAGUACCCCUAUGCCAGCCCCAUACCUUCGUCAUCACAGCCACAGCAAAACUAACAGCAGCAGCAGUGGUAAUAGCGGUACUAGUGGCGGAAGUAGCAGCAAUGCAGGUAGCGGCAAGUUGGCGUAUCCAGCUGCUGCUGUUGCUGCUGCUGAAGAAGAAAAUGAUGAUGUCGACAUUAAGCACGAAGGUAAUAGUAUAAAAGAGAGUAUGAGAAUUUAGCUACUCCUUCCCUCCAGUUUCUUUUUUGCUUCAGUCUCAUCAAACCCUCAAUAUUAUACAUUACCAAUAUACUAAGUCAUUUUAUAUGAAUUUGAUAGAAAAAUUUCGUCAGAGACGCCAUAACUCUGCUCCUCAUCACCAACAUAAUCGUGGUACUAGCGGAAGAGAUGGAGAUAAAUACUACGAUCAACACCGUGAUAUACAAAGUAACUACCAGCACCGGCAUCGUCCUUCCUUGCAGCACCACCGUUCAGCAUCGCUUGGCGAUAGACGAGUAGAAGAAGUGUUACACAAGCCAGAUCAUGAGACGUCUGCUCCUGCAAGACAGCAUCCCAACUAUAAGCAACAUUACUACAUUAACAAGAGCAGCAGCAGCAAGUCACCAUCAGCAGCACCAAUAUCAACUCCACCUGUGCAUAACCAGCCACCACCAUCACCAUCAUUACGCCGCACUAGUAGCCCACUAGCAGUGUCUGAAAACCGGCACGUGAAAAAACCGAGCAGUAGCAGUACACCAAGUCAUUCCAACAGCAACCGUCCUUCACCUCCUGCUGGUUACCAUAACCAUCACUAUCCGCAUCAUGCUACACAACAGCAGCACCCGCAGCAGCAGCAAAAAAGCGGAGCCUAUGUAUAUAAUCAAUCCUGCACCGACGCACGACGACGUGCUGAAAUGUUGCGUGCGGAAUCAACGAGAUCAGCCUAUGCUGCAACUCCACCAUCACCAUAUGUUGUUCCGACACACCAACGCCAUCUCUCGAAUACAGCGAUGUCUUAUCCUAUCGUCCCUGUUAUCUUGAUGGCACCCACCCCACCCCCACACGGCAAAAGCAAUAGCUACACAGGCAUUCAUGGUAAUGACAGCGGUGCUAGCUGGAUGAUGCCCACGACGGUCCCUGCCAACAAUUUUAAGUAGUACAUAGUAUUCCGUAUACAAGUACACUAGUUUAGUAUAACUCCA